UUUUAUCUCGGCAGGUUGAGGGUGUGUGGCAAGUCUUGUAUGAAUAUAUUCAAUACCAGAAAGACUUACUGAUUUUUUUGUUUCAUACCAAAUUUUAUCAGCAAUGGAUGAGGAAUAUGAUUAUGUCGUACUUGGCACUGGCUUAAAGGAAUGCAUUUUGAGUGGUUUGCUUUCUGUCAACAAAAAGAAAGUACUUCACAUGGAUCGCAACAAGUAUUAUGGCGGUCUUAGUGCGUCACUAACACCACUAGAAACAUUCUAUGAACAUUUCAAAAGGGAAGGUAAACCUGACGAGAAAUAUGGUAGAGGCAGAGACUGGAAUGUUGACCUAAUUCCCAAGUUUUUGAUGGCUGAUGGUGAACUUGUGAAGAUCCUUAUUCUUAGUGGGGUAACAAGAUACCUAGAGUUCAAGCAGAUUGAGGGAAGCUUUGUUUACAAGAGUGGGGGUAAAAUCUACAAAGUACCUGCAAAUGAGAAGGAGGCACUUGCCACGUCACUUAUGGGUAUUUUUGAGAAACGAAGAUUUAAGAAUUUCUUGCAUUUCGUGUCAAAUUUUGAGCCAGAAGAUCCCAAAACAUGGCAAGGUAUUGAUCCAGAUAAAACAACAAUGAGUGAAGUGUAUAAGAAGUUUGGACUGGAUGCCAACACUGAGGACUUCACAGGCCAUGCCUUAGCAUUGUAUAGAGAUGAUCAGUACAAAUCUAAGCCAUGUAAGGAAGCUCUAAUGAAGAUUAAUCUUUACAGCAACUCGUUAGCUCGUUAUGGGAAAUCCCCCUACCUCUACCCACUGUAUGGUCUUGGGGAACUUCCACAAGGAUUUGCUCGACUUAGUGCAAUUUAUGGAGGAACAUACAUGUUGGACAAACCUAUUGAAGGUUAUACAUAUGAUGAGUCGGGUGCUGUAAAUGGUGUGACAUCACAAGGUGAAACUGUCAAGACAAAAUGUGUUAUUGCUGAUCCAACUUAUUUUCCUGAAAAAGUCAAAAAAGUUGGCAAGGUUGUUCGGUGUAUCUGUAUACUGACACAUCCUCUACGAGACACAUCCAAUUCCUCAUCAUGUCAACUCAUCAUCCCCCAAAACCAAGUUGGAAGAAAGUCAGAUAUUUACGUGUGCUGUGUGUCGACCUCUCAUCAAGUUUGUCCUGAUAAGUAUUACAUUGCCGUGGUGAGCACAACCGUAGAGACUGACAACCCUGAAGCUGAACUUAAACCAGGCUUGGAUGUCAUUUCUCCUAUCGAGGAUAAAUUCUUGUCGGUUGAUGAUGUUUAUGAGCCAAUUGAUGAUGGGUCUCAAAGCAAGGUAUUCUUAACUACUUCGUAUGACGCCACAACUCACUUUGAAACAACGUGUCAAGAUAUCAAGGCCUUGUACAAGCGAUGCACUGGUGAAGACAUUGAUUUCUCACAAGUGCAAAAAGAUUUGGAAACGGUCGAACAAUGAAGAACCGUACCCAACCCUCCCCUCUCUAGUGAUCUCACAGAGUAAUCACGUCUCUAAUGUAUCAUCGUCACUUUCUGUCAAUGUUUUAGUAAACC
Dendronephthya gigantea is the source of this 1536-nucleotide messenger RNA. RefSeq names its product rab GDP dissociation inhibitor beta-like. The record is from RefSeq and is a predicted model, not a curated record. Gene Ontology annotation, molecular function: Rab GDP-dissociation inhibitor activity. NCBI's taxonomy places the organism in Eukaryota, Metazoa, Cnidaria, Anthozoa, Malacalcyonacea, Nephtheidae. Gene Ontology annotation, biological process: protein transport; vesicle-mediated transport; small GTPase-mediated signal transduction. The coding region runs from base 104 to 1441 and encodes 445 amino acids. The transcript is spliced from 10 exons. Gene Ontology annotation, cellular component: cytoplasm.